Molecule: messenger RNA, 845 nt
Organism: Mycena citricolor
Lineage: Eukaryota; Fungi; Basidiomycota; Agaricomycetes; Agaricales; Mycenaceae
Source: the annotation of a GenBank genome assembly
AGAAACUUCGUCCAAAAGUGGUAAUUUAGAGUGCACGGAUGUGACCCGUGGGAACAUCUCCUACACACUUGUAACCGACCAUCGCGCGACUGCCAGUGAUUGGCUACCCCAUGUAAGUUAUGGAGGAGGGUACCAAGUCCAAAAAGACGGUUUUUGUUGGUGGGGUCGCAGAGGAAGUGGACGAGGCAAUCAUCUAUGAGAAUUUCUCGACAUUCGGAGAUAUUAUCGAAGUACAACUCCCUUCGGCGGCCACGAAUCCAACCUUACAAGCCGAGGCCAAGCACCGUGGCUUUGCGUUUGUCACAUAUAGUUCUGCGGCUGACGCCCAAGAUGCUAUCGACAACAUGGACCAGAAUGAACUGAAUGGCAAAGUUGUCAAAGUAAAUCUCGCACGUCCGAUGAAAGGAUUGGCGCAGUUGCCCGCAGGGAACAGAGCAAUCUGGGAAAACGAGGAAUGGCUCAAGGCCAAUUCAAAAUCAACUACAUCCGGCGCAGGUCUCCGCGGUCGAGAUGGCGGAGAUGCUGAACAGAACGGCGAAGAUGAUGACGCGAUGGAAGAAUAGUGUCGCUCGGAGUAGCGGCUGCCGAUGGAAUGGUCACGGGCGAUUCGGAGCCGUCGCAGAGAUUUCGAUCUACCAUAGGAAGUUGCACAAGAUCUUCACAUGUCUAGCUAGUGUGGGUGCCUGGAAUCUGGAUGGGGAUUCUCCGACCUGCGGCUCCGGGUUUAGAAGUCUCGUUGAUUGUGAACGUCAUUUUCUUCAAACUGUGCUCGAGCACGCUUGAUGUCCUCCUGCAUGAAUAGCAGCUCUUCCAUCCGAGCAAGCUUCUUAGCAUCAGGUGGUCGA